AUAUUUAUUUAUCUUCAAGCCAUUGUUAAUUACAGAACAGCAAUUAGGAAAAACAAUCCAUUAUUAAAAAGAGCUGCGAAAAGAAUUUUCUCUCCAAUAUGGUCUGCACGAAAGCACUCGAUAUACUAUCAUAUAGAAGUUUCUGAUAAAAUACAAUUUAUGCAACUUGACCCAUCAGUAAGAGAUAUUAUAGAAAAGAAUUGUGUUGUAUCUCAGUCAGGAUUCAUUAACCAGCAUCAAGGACAAGAUGCAAUUUUAGAAGAAAUAAAUAAAGCUCUAAAAACUUUAAUACCUCCUGUUCUACAAAUGUGGCAUUGGAAAAUUGCGGCUCGAAAUUAUAAUUUCAUUAAUCUAACAAUGGACUUAAAAACUACUUAUAAUAGCUUGGGAGAGGAAUAUGAAUUAAGUUUACAAUUGAUAGAGUUCACUAAUUUAGCUAAGCAAGCUAGACGUGAAUAUAUUACUAAUGUUUUUAUUAAUAAUGACUUGGCUUCUUUAUUUAGACCAAUUCUGAUUACUAAACAAGAAGCCAUUGUGCAAACAAGUGAAGUAUCUAUAACGAAAGCAGAAAUUGUUUGCAAAAUAGAAGCAUUUCUUGAACAAUUAGAUGAGAGCGUUCAAAUAAAAUAUCGUGGAAUUAAAUCAAAAAAUCGUAGUGAAUUGUUAGUUAUAUUGGAAGAGGUAAGAUCUUUAAUUAACAAUGAAUCUAACAUUGAAAAUUUAGAGAUAUCAGAAAGUGAAAUAAGUGAAGUAGAACACGCUUAA
Messenger RNA from Scutellospora calospora, 765 nucleotides. The record is from the annotation of a GenBank genome assembly. NCBI's taxonomy places the organism in Eukaryota, Fungi, Glomeromycota, Glomeromycetes, Diversisporales, Gigasporaceae.